AAACCGCAAGUUGUUCCAUUCGAAUGAACACACAGUGAAUUCGGUGGUGUUUUUAUCCGGAAAAAUAUUAAAUAAUAUUUUAAAUUAAAAUAAUAAUAAUCCUAAACGAAACGAAAUUCAAUAAAAAAAAAUAAAUAUUUUAAAAUGAAGUUAUUUAUUGCAACCGCUUGUGUCCUUUUACUGACAACCGGCAUUUUAGCCGAUCCAAUUAAGGAUAAUAAUGCAGCACAGGGCAGUGGAUUUGCCAAGUGUUUGGAAACAGAUUCUAUUUCAUGUCUACAGCUAACACUCUUCCGCAAAGCAAAAUCAAUCUUUGACAAUCCACAAAUCGAAAUCUUUGGCGGUGUUUCCUUAGUGAAAGCAAAUGAAGGACGUCAAGGUAAAUCACUCGAUGACAAUGCCAUCGCUGUUGAAGCUGCACCAACUGUUGAAGCACGUACCACUGAAAUGGGCACAUAUUUCAUGACAAAUGCCAAGAACUUCUUCGCUGAACGUUCAUUGAACUUCAACUUUGCAAAUGCUGCUCGUUCCGUAGCACGUGCCAUUCCCGAUGACAUUAAGGCUGACUUACGUGAAUUGGUUGUUGAAUCACGUACCAAGAAGAAGAAGCUCCUCAAGAAAUUCUUGCCAAUCUUAUUGGGCGUUGGUGCUAAAGUAGCUGUUUUGGGUGUUGGUGCUAUCUUAGGUUUACUCUUCCUUGCCAAGAAAGCCCUCAUCGUUUCCGUUAUCGCUUUCUUCUUGGCUUUGGCUGCUGGUGCUUCAAGCGGUUUGGGACGUUUAGGCGGUUCAGGCGGUUCUGGUGGUCUACUCGGCGGUUUGGGUGGUCUUUUCGGCGGCAAAAACUCAGGUGCCAGCGCUAGCUCAGGUGGUUGGUCAUCCGGUGGUGCCGCUACUGGAGGUUGGUCAUCAGGCGGCAGUUCCGGUGGCUGGGACUCACAUGGUGCCUACAGUUCACCAGUUGCACAGACAAUCGCUUACUCCGGCUACAAACAAGCAAGGCGAUAAACGUUAAAGCGAUCACUUUUCCAACAAACUUAGGGUAAUGUUUAAAUUAAUUGGGUGCGUAUGGGCGCUGCGGUUAGAGACGCGCCCAUAUGCAAAUUUAGGACAAAACAAAAACAAAAAACGGUUACAAAAAAACACAGACAAAUUGAUUAACAGUUAAUUUAACGUUAA
Molecule: messenger RNA, 1176 nt
Organism: Teleopsis dalmanni
Lineage: Eukaryota; Metazoa; Arthropoda; Insecta; Diptera; Diopsidae
Exons: 2
Coding region: 145-1005 (286 amino acids)
Source: RefSeq, a predicted model, not a curated record